Molecule: messenger RNA, 2072 nt
Organism: Wyeomyia smithii (pitcher-plant mosquito)
Lineage: Eukaryota; Metazoa; Arthropoda; Insecta; Diptera; Culicidae
Product: oocyte zinc finger protein XlCOF6-like
Exons: 6
Coding region: 176-2011 (611 amino acids)
Cellular component (GO): nucleus
Molecular function (GO): zinc ion binding
Source: RefSeq, a predicted model, not a curated record
UACCAGAAGAAAACAAGAAGGAAAAAACAAAAGUCUUCGCUUGUAAAUUUUAUUGCUUGUUGAUCGUGAAUUAAAAAAUUCUUUUGCGAUUUUUCCAUUCUGAUAAACAUAGUUCAUUCACUAAUUCGUGCAGAUUCGACCCAUCCUACUGACCUAUAAUUAUUGUCGCGAUAUCAUGAAAAUCUGCCGUAUCUGCAUGCAGGGAGAGGGUGUCGAACUCAUCUCAAUAUUUACGAAACUGGAUAAUGCUUUUAUUGCCGAUACGAUCGCUAGCUGUUGCUCUGUACAGUUGACCGAGGACGAUGGUUUACCAGACGUAAUUUGUUACACCUGUGUUCAAGAUGUCAAAAUGGUUGCAGCAUUCAUUACCAAAGUACAAGAAUCGGACUAUAAACUGCGUCAGCUAAAUGCGUCUAUUGCAGAGCCAAAAUCUACCUUCGAAAUGGUAGUAAUCAACGCUGAAUCAACUGACGACAAUCAAAGCUCUGAAGACGAAUUUACCAGUGAGAUCGUUGAUUGCCACAUUGAUUUUGAUGACGACGAAGACCAGCUAUCUCCUGAAACCGAGAAGGUUUAUGAAACUCGAAGCAAACACACUGUGCGUGAUACCCAGCGAAGGCACAAAGUGAAAAGGAAAGUAAUUGUAGAGUCAAGCGAGGGAUCUGAAGAUGAAAACAGCAGAAACGUUCUUAAUGAAAGUGACUUGGAAAUGUUUACAGUGAUAAAUCUGCCUGCAAAUAGUUUCGUAUGCUGCAAUUGUUAUCAGUUUUUCGAAAGUAUGGAAGCAUUGGAGUCCCAUGUCAAUAUUCAUAAAAAGUUUACUGUUAAGAAAACUGAUUGUAUCUGCUGUACAGUAUGCAAGCGAAGGUUCAAAAAAUCUGCCGCUCUGAAACGACAUUUAAAAAAUAUUAGUGCAAUAACUCAGCUUUACGAGUGUAAUGCAUGUAAAAUACGUUUCAUGAACCGCACCGGCACGAAACUGCAUAGCCAAAAGCAUAUCGAAGAGAAUAUUCAUACAGUUGAAAUUCUAUGUUGCGUGCAGAACUGUUCGAAACCAUUUGAAUCGGAAGAACUGCUGAUACAGCAUGGUCAUGAUGCGCACAAAUUAAACAAGCAUGCCUACCAGUUGGGUGACACAGCUUCAAAACCGGUGGAGUGUCCUGUUUGUUUCAAACGGUUCCCUUCCGAAAGAUUACUGCGCCGUCACCGAAAGCGCAACUCACGACCGCUCAAUCAUCAAUGCGCGACAUGCGGUCUAAAGUUUCGCACCAAAGAUGUUCUAGCCCGCCAUGAACUAAACCAUGAAAACCAAAAACCGUUCCAGUGUGACGAGUGCAAAAAACAUUUCUCUAGUAAAAAUUCGCUAAAAGUUCACAAAAGAAGCCAUUCAAACGAAAGACCUUUUGUGUGUGCAAUGUGUGACGCUGGCUUCUUUCAGAAGGCUCAACUAACUAUACAUGAGCACUGUCAUACCGAUGCACCGCUGCCUUUUCAGUGUGAAGUUUGUGAUAAAACAUUCAAGAUGAAAAACUAUCUUGUAAAUCACUUGCGUCAGCACACGGGUGAAAAACCUUACCCAUGCCGACAUUGUCCGAUGUCAUUCUCCAAUCAUACCAACCGGCAAAGGCACGAGAUGAAUCACACAGGUAAUAAACCAUUCAAGUGCAGUUAUUGUGAUAAAACAUUCACCAUUAAACGAUUGCAGAUGGAACAUGAGUGUAAGCAUACAGGUAUCAAGCCAUAUAAAUGUUGUUAUUGUGAUAAGACUUUCAUCCGGAAACGUUUCCAACUGGACCAUGAAAAUAAGCACAUUGGUAUCAAGCCACAUCGCUGUGAGCUGUGCGAUCGAACUUUUACCCACAAAACAGCUCUUCGCAGACACCUUCAAUCACAUCCAACGGAGCAAGGGAAUCACACCGAGGCAGCUGUUUUUACGGUUUCUCUAGAAGUGGAAUCCGCCGGCCAUAUUACGGGUGAUUCAGUGCUGUCCGCAUUACCUGCUUCAACGUAACUGACAGCAAAAUUACAAAAAAUAAAGAAUUCAACUAUCGAUGGGUGUUAUUCGCAAAUAA